Pipistrellus nathusii (Nathusius's pipistrelle) is the source of this 2067-nucleotide messenger RNA. The record is from the annotation of a GenBank genome assembly. Lineage: Eukaryota; Metazoa; Chordata; Mammalia; Chiroptera; Vespertilionidae.
AUGGAGCUGGCAGCGCCGGGGCCCGGAGCUUCAGGAAGUGGGGUCAGGACUGCGGCAGCUCGGAGCUCAGCACCGGCCGGCCUGCACGCCUAUGACAUCGGAGUCCUGGUCGUCUACUUCAUCUUCGUUGUGGGCGUGGGAAUCUGGUCAUCCAUUCGAGCAAGCCGAGGCACCAUUGGUGGCUACUUCCUGGCGGGGCGGUCCAUGACAUGGUGGCCAAUCGGAGCAUCUCUGAUGUCCAGCAAUGUGGGCAGCGGCCUGUUCAUUGGCCUGGCUGGGACGGGUGCUGCCGGAGGCCUGGCUGUGGGCGGCUUCGAAUGGAACAAACCAAGACCCGGAGGAGAUAGAGGGACCGCAACCUGGCUGCUGCUGGCCCUCGGCUGGGUCUUCGUCCCUGUGUACAUCGCAGCCGGUGUGGUCACAAUGCCGCAGUACCUGAAGAAGCGAUUUGGGGGCCAGAGGAUCCAGGUGUACAUGUCUGUGCUGUCCCUCAUCCUCUACAUCUUCACCAAGAUUUCAACUGAUAUCUUCUCCGGAGCCCUCUUCAUCCAGAUGGCCUUGGGCUGGAACCUGUACCUCUCCACGGUGGUCUUGCUGGUGGUGACGGCUGUCUACACCAUCGCAGGGGGCCUCACGGCCGUGAUCUACACAGACGCCCUGCAGACGGUCAUCAUGGUGGGGGGAGCCCUGGUCCUCAUGUUCCUGGGCUUUAAGGAGGUGGGCUGGUACCCGGGCCUGGAGCAGCGGUACAGGCUGGCCAUCCCCAAUGCCACGGUCCCCAACACCAGCUGCCACCUCCCCCGACCUGACGCCUUCCACAUGCUCCGGGACCCUGUGAGCGGGGACAUCCCGUGGCCAGGCCUUAUUUUCGGGCUCACGGUGCUGGCCACCUGGUGCUGGUGCACGGACCAGGUCAUCGUGCAGCGGUCUCUCUCCGCCAAGAGUCUGUCCCAUGCCAAGGGGGGCUCCGUGCUGGGCGGCUACCUGAAGAUCCUGCCCAUGUUCUUCAUCGUCAUGCCUGGCAUGAUCAGCCGGGCCCUGUACCCAGAUGAGGUGGGCUGCGUGGACCCUGACGUCUGCCAAAGAGUCUGCGGGGCCCGAGUGGGAUGCUCCAACAUAGCCUACCCCAAGCUGGUCAUAGCUCUCAUGCCCAUUGGUCUGCGGGGCCUGAUGAUCGCCGUGAUCAUGGCCGCCCUCAUGAGCUCGCUCACCUCCAUCUUCAACAGCAGCAGCACGCUGUUCGCCAUUGACGUGUGGCAGCGCUUCCGCAAGAAGGCAACGGAGCAGGAGCUGAUGGUGGUGGGCAGAGUGUUUGUGGUGUUCCUGGUCGUCAUCAGCAUCCUCUGGAUCCCCAUCAUCCAAAGCUCCAACAGUGGCCAGCUCUUCGACUACAUCCAGUCUGUCACCAGCUACCUGGCCCCACCCGUCACUGCCCUCUUCCUGCUGGCCAUCUUCUGCAAGAGGGUCACAGAGCCUGGAGCCUUCUGGGGCCUCAUGUUUGGCCUGGUGGUGGGGUUCCUGCGCAUGAUCCUGGAGUUCUCCUACCCAGCCCCAGCCUGUGGGGAGGUGGACCAGAGGCCGGCUGUGCUCAAGGACUUCCACUACCUCUACUUUGCCCUCCUUCUCUGCGGCCUCACUGCCAUCGUCAUGGUCGCCGUCAGCCUCUGUACAACCCCCAUCCCCGAGGAAGAGCUCGCUCGCCUGACGUGGUGGACACGGAACCGCCCCCGCCCUGAGCUGGAGAAGGAAGCCCACGGGGACACACCAGGAACAUCGGAGAUGGAAAUGCCACCUGAUGUGCACCCUGCAGGACGCGGAGGGACCCAGAACCCCAGCCAGGGCCCAGAGCAGCACGGAGCCCCUCGCAGGUCCUGGGGAAAGCUGCUCUGGGGCUGGUUCUGUGGGCUCUCCGGGGCCCCGCAGCCGGCCCUGAGCCCCGCAGAGAAGGCCGCGCUAGAGCUGAAGCUGACCAGCAUUGAGGAGGAGCCGCUCUGGAGACGCGUCUGCGACAUCAAUGCUGUCCUCCUGCUGGCCAUCAAUGUCUUCCUCUGGGGCUACUUUGCCUGA